Messenger RNA from Trachymyrmex septentrionalis, 378 nucleotides. RefSeq lists its product as uncharacterized. The record is from RefSeq and is a predicted model, not a curated record. NCBI's taxonomy places the organism in Eukaryota, Metazoa, Arthropoda, Insecta, Hymenoptera, Formicidae. Bases 1 to 378 code for a protein of 125 amino acids. The transcript is spliced from 2 exons.
AUGGUAGGUUUUCUAGAAAAGUUGCUCACCUUCGAUAUAACGAAAUCUCGAUGGAGAAGGAUCCCUUUUGAUGUCACCGAAGAAAAUCCCGCGGGAUACACGGGAAAAUGUGAACGAAGAAAAAUGAAAAGCGUUUCGAAAUCGACCAGACUACCCGACGACAAACGUGGUUUUUCUCGAUCGCGCACUCAAUCACUACAUAUCCUUCCACCUGCGAAUAAAGACAUUCUCGCGAAUGAUGAAGAUGUCUAUAAGCGAAUCGUGAUAAUCACAAGCACUUUCGUUUGUCUUUAUCAAAUAUUUGCAUUCAUGUGCAACACAAACACGAAUGAUAUAAGAUCUACACAGCAAAUUGCAGAAGCGAGAUCUAAAUUGUAG